AUGCGCUGCAUCAGCGUCCAGGCGGAUCUUAGCGAACCCGCGUCAGUGGUCAACAAGAUUCUCGCCAAGUGUCUAUGGUGGUACGAGGCAGCCAUUGAAGCCGCCAUGACGCAGCAAACCUGGGCGCGUGAACUUGGUGACAGAGCUACUGUCGAUGCGGUCAACCCCGGGCCCGUCAUUGGGGACAUAUUCCGGGAGUCCGGGAAAGAUUUUCGGAAUAGAAUGCAAGGCUGGCGGGACAAUGCACCUGGCAGCAUGAUUAUUGUGGAUGAAGGAUUUGACGGGGACGGGUGCGGAGAGGCUGAGUGA
Messenger RNA from Paracoccidioides brasiliensis Pb18, 309 nucleotides. RefSeq lists its product as uncharacterized. Bases 1 to 309 code for a protein of 102 amino acids. The record is from RefSeq and is a predicted model, not a curated record. The transcript has 2 exons.